GCACCCCAAAUUCCCCUGAGCUUCCCUGCCCCCCCAAACCUCCCAGGGACCCCAAUUCUGGAUCCUCCCAUCUCAGGACCCCCAAAAUCCUUAACCCCGAACAUUCCUGAGACCCCACCCCCCACCCCACCUGCAGCUCCCUCCCAUUUUUUGGCUCCUCCAGCCGGUUUUGGGGGUGACUCAGCUCCUGUCCCACAGGUGGGGUCCCCGUGGGAGUCGUGGGUGAACCCCAAGCUCCGGCUGCAGCAGCUGCUGCUGCUCUGGGGGCUCCCCGGGACCCCCGUGCUCUCCUACGGCGACGAGGUGGCGCUGGAGCGGAGCCCGAAGAUGUUGCCGAUGCCGUGGGAAUUGAUCGAGGGACUGGAAAAGGGCGGGAACGACUCUGAGGUGGGCGUGGCUUCGAGCUGUGAUUGACAUUUGAUUGGGGUUUUGUGGGUGUGGCUUUGUGAGGUCAUUUCUGAGGGUGGAGCUUUGGUGUACUUUUAUAGUGGUUUAGAGGGGCGUGGUUUCAUUGGCCACGCCCAUUAUGGGCGGGAACUCUUUAUGGGUGGGGCCCACAAAGUGGCACAAUGAGACCUUUUUAAAAGGGCAAUGUGCCCUUAAAGGCA
Ficedula albicollis (Collared flycatcher) is the source of this 608-nucleotide messenger RNA. Its product is annotated as sulfated surface glycoprotein 185-like. NCBI's taxonomy places the organism in Eukaryota, Metazoa, Chordata, Aves, Passeriformes, Muscicapidae. The record is from RefSeq and is a predicted model, not a curated record. The transcript is spliced from 2 exons. The annotation marks the transcript as partial.